Molecule: messenger RNA, 2524 nt
Organism: Callorhinchus milii (elephant shark)
Lineage: Eukaryota; Metazoa; Chordata; Chondrichthyes; Chimaeriformes; Callorhinchidae
Gene: scrn3
Product: secernin 3
Exons: 8
Coding region: 139-1419 (426 amino acids)
Biological process (GO): proteolysis
Molecular function (GO): cysteine-type exopeptidase activity; dipeptidase activity
Source: RefSeq, a predicted model, not a curated record
ACUUCCGGGGGGCAAAGGGCAGAGGGCGGCAGCGUUGCCUCUGACAACGGAAGGCCGGGCCGGGCCUGGUGUGUGUGUGUGUGCGCUGCGGGGCCUGAGCUCAAGUGAAGGCGGAGGAGUUUCUGUUUCCUUUCCAGUAUGGCUUUCAGAAAUAGAUGCCCUCCUCAGUCUUGUGACACAUUUGUGGCUUUGCCUCCAGCAACAGCUAAUGGUCGGAUCAUUUUUGGAAAGAACUCUGACAGGCCUGACAGUGAAGUUCAGGAGGUUGUUUACUAUCCCGGAGCAGAUCAUCCAUCAGGAAAUAAAGUUGAAUGCACAUAUAUAACGAUUGAUCAGGUUGAGAAGACGCACGGAGUUGUUCUUAGUCGCCCAUCCUGGUUGUGGGGAGCUGAAAUGGGAGCUAAUGAACACGGAGUAUGUAUUGGCAAUGAAGCUGUCUGGGGAAAAGAAGAGCCCAAUGAUGAAGAAGCCUUGCUGGGCAUGGAUUUAGUCAGGCUUGGCCUCGAAAGAGCUGAAACAGCAGAGAAGGCAGUUGAUGUCCUUGUUGAUCUGUUGAAGAAAUAUGGACAGGGUGGGAACUGUAUGGAGGAUCAGGCUACAUUUACCUAUCACAAUAGCUUUCUGGUUGCUGACAGGAAGGAGGCCUGGGUUUUGGAGACAAUUGGCAAAUACUGGGCAGCAGAGAAAAUUACAGAAGGGGUUCGUAAUAUUUCAAACCAACUUUCCAUCACAACAAAGAUUGACAAGGAGCACCCAGAAUUGAGAAGUUAUGCCAAGACUCGAGGCUGGUGGAAUGGCAAAACCGAUUUCAAUUUCACUGCUGUGUAUUCAUAUCAGGACACUGCAAGAAUGUACCAAUCGGGUAACCGUUACUGUACUGGCCACCGCCUUCUUAAGAAACAUGAAGGAAAUAUUACAGCUCAAACCAUGAUGGAAAUUCUACGGGACAAAGAUAGCGGCAUUAAUAGGGAGGACGGGACAACAGGGAGCAUGGUUUCCAUUCUGCCUGUCGACCCCAAACAAUGCUGCAUUCACUCCUUUACAGGAACCCCUGAUCCUGAGAGGUCUGUUUUCAAACCUUUUAUCUUCGUAUCAAAUAUUCAAGAGUUACUAAACACAAGUUCACCUUCAUUUGGUCCUGAUGAUCCUGUGAAGAAGGAACCACGAUUCCAGACAAAACCAGACAGAAGACACGCGCUUUAUAAGAAGCAUGAAGAGGCAGCCUCAAUUAUUGAAACACACAAGAAGCGAGGUCCCAAGAUACUGCAGAACAUGAGAAAUCUGGAGAAGGAACAAAUGGAAAAGGCAGAGGAAUUCCUAAAGAGCCAAACAUUGGAUUCUACAGAAGUUGUUCAUCUUUUCUCUGAUAGUGUAGACUUGGAAAUUAAAAUUUACACUACAAGUGUGAACCAGCAGUAAAAACAAUUAGUAUUUAUGCAAGCACGUACUUAUGUAACAGGUUUAAAAAAACAAAGAAUCAGUAUAUGCAAAAUUAACUGGAUGUGCCUCAGGCAAACUCAAGUUUCAGGACGUUUUACUGAUUGUAAAACAACUUUUCAUUUUAUAUAUAGCAUGGAAAAGGGUUGAAAGAGAAUUCAAUUAUGUUCUUAAAAACAAAUCUAGAAUCAAAGAGUAUAGGAAAGAAGUAAACAAUGAACAAAAUGGAGGUAAACAUUUUAGAGACCUGUAUCUACUUAAGUUAGGGUUAAUUUUAUUGACUUGAAGUUACCCUGAUGUUUCAGUAACUGUUGCUGCAGUACUGUAUCUUUUUCAGAGUCAUUGGGCUAAAAAUGUAGAGAACUGCAGAGAUAGUGUCUCCAUAGAUCUGCCAACAAUCUAAGGGUUCUUUCAAAAUGUAUUAAUUAAAUUAAAAGUUUAAUACCGGGUCACAUAAUUUGGUCAGUGUUAUCUGGUGCCACUGAAAAUGUCAAGUUAGUUGUGGCAAUCUGGAAGUGGGUAAGUUGGAUCAUAACUGCAGCAUUUAUAUAACAUCCCCUCACGUAGGGUAGCGUCCCAGAGCGCUUUGUCAUUAGUGGAUUAUUAUUAUUAUUACCCAUUGUAAUUAGCUAAUAUGUUAACACACAGUGGGUAGGCCCGGGGUUUUCAAUCACGAUUACAUGUUUGGGAGGUGUCAGCGUGAUGCUUUUCCUACAAAAGAGUUCUUAAAUUCGAAGGUAUUUUUCAUAGGCUCCCUGGUGUUCCUACCCGAUUACAAAGUGGGAUCAGCAGAAAUCUGAGCCUAAAUAUCAGUCAAUUAAUAUCAUGUAGCACAGGAAACCUAAAGCAGAAAUAUAAAAUAUGGAUGUCAAAUUUAACUAAAAAAAUCAUCUGUAGUGAUUUGUGCUGAUUUGCUAAAAGGUUUAGUGAAGACAUUGUAAUGCUGGUAAACUUGAGAGGAGAAGAGUUUGUAUGUUAAAUCAAGUGCACAAGUUGUGACUUAAUUUGCAAAAUGACUGAUUACAAAUGCAUGAUUUUUCGACUAUGUGCUUAAGAUGUACACAAGUAUAUUAAACAUUUAAAUUUA